AUGGAGAAUAUCCUUAAUGGGGCAUGUGAUUAUCUUGUGAAGCCUGUUCGGAUGGAGGCUAUUAAGUUCAUAUGGCAGCAUGUGGUACGCAAGCGAAGAAAUAGUUUGAAAGCUUCGCUGCAGCAGUUGCAAUCAAAGAAUGGGGAAUUAGAUGGUCACAAACAAUCCAAUGACGAAGACAAUACGUCCUCUGGGGACAAAGAAAAUUGUGGUAGCUCAAAUAUUAGAAAGUAUGAGGAAGAGGAAGGGAAGGACAGGGAUGAUGCUGUCUCACUCAAGAAGCCGCGAAUGGUUUGGACAACUGAACUCCAUCAACAAUUUAUGGCUGCUGUAAAUCAAAUUGGCCUCAAAAAUGCUGUUCCAAAGAAAAUUUUGGAGCUUAUGAAUGUUUCCAGUCUUACCAGAGAAAAUGUUGCCAGCCACCUUCAGAAAUAUCGCAUAUAUCUCCAAAGGCAGAAUAGCAAUUUGCAACACUCCCAUCCCCACGAACUGAAUCUCAAACUUACUUCUUCACUGGAUAGUCAUGCCACUUCAAAUAAACUCCACCGGCACAGUUUGACUGUUCAACAAGCAGGAGUUGAAAGCUCAAAUGCAAUGUUUAGUAGUGGCAUGCCUCUGGUUGAUCAAAGAAACAUUUGUAACUAUGGAAUCCCAGAAUCAAGAUUCGGAAUAGAGCAGCAACGGAAAAAUUCCAAUUUGCAAGUGAAUUUCCCACACGAAGCUUCAACUUUGAUUGAUUCAGAGCAGCUAAAGCCUUCAAAUCAAUUUGGAAAUACGGAUAUGAGAAUGAAAGAUGGAGCUCCAUACUCUCUAAAUUUGCCGACUCUCAGAAUUAGUCCCCUAGGGGAUACUACUCCUUUAACGGUGCAAAUGAUUGGCGAUGGGACAAUUGACUAUGCUCUACCCAUUUCUUCUAUGACAAAUGAUUUUCCAAAGGGCCAUGUUAUUAAAUUGCCUGAGCAUGAUUUCUGUGUAGACACUACUGCAAAUGUAUCUUUUGUGGGCAACAAGAACUUAGAAUACACUUCAUUUUCAAGCUACGAGCCUACGCUUUUCAUUGAACGUUUUGACCAACAUGAUCUUACUGUUAGACCAUUUGAUGAGCCAUGGGUUGGAUAUGUUGAAGCCAAAUCUAACUUCAAUGGCUAUCUCACGGACAAUAAUUCUGCCUAG
Molecule: messenger RNA, 1173 nt
Organism: Cornus florida
Lineage: Eukaryota; Viridiplantae; Streptophyta; Magnoliopsida; Cornales; Cornaceae
Product: two-component response regulator ARR2-like
Exons: 4
Coding region: 1-1173 (390 amino acids)
Biological process (GO): regulation of DNA-templated transcription; phosphorelay signal transduction system
Cellular component (GO): nucleus
Molecular function (GO): DNA-binding transcription factor activity; DNA binding
Source: RefSeq, a predicted model, not a curated record